AUGGGCCGGUGGAAUCAGCGAUCCAACCAGAGGAUCUCCUUGUUAUGCUGCUGUUGGAAGAUCAACAAACCAUCACCGCCGAACAAGAAACUAGCGAUGCUAUUCCUGAACAAGCGAAUCAAUGAAGUGAAUGUUCAACAAAUCAACGACGCUCAACAAGUCUCAGCAGCCCAGGAAGGCGCUGAAGAUUUGCUUGGGGUGCAUCAGGGCGUUGAAACUUCGACUCAACUCAACACCGUGACCGAAACUUUUGGUGCCUCCGCUGCUGCUGCUCAACUGGUUUCUAUUGUUGCUGAUAAUCCGAUGAUUGGAAUUGAAAAAUUCAUAUCAAUUUGGUCUUCUUUGAUGGCUGCUACAUCGUCAAAGUUGAAACGGCGGCGAGAAUCUCCUAUGACAGCCGGCAAACUCCCGAAUAUUACGCCCUUGGAACAGAAUCCCGUUGAUGUACAGUCCACGCCCAAGAUGUGCGGAAUCUCUAGCCAAACUUAUUCAAUUUCAAAUCUCCAAGGUCGUCUAGGUUUGAAUCCGAAACUGACUCCAUCUUUUCCUUCUUCAAGUGUGGAACAAAGCCCCGUUAAAAAGUUAAAUCCGGAAGCCUCAGAAUUUACCAUCUCUCCUCAGCCUCUUUUACAAGUUUUACUGCCCAUUACGGCUGCAAAAUCGUACUUGUCCAAGGAUGAUACAGAAAUCGGGAAGAACACUGAGACUUUUAUUCCAAAUUAUUCGAUUGAAAAAAUAAAUUCCGAAGGUGGACUAAAUCAUGCUUCUGAAGAUGACGACUUUGAUAUGGAAUAUGCAAAGAAACAAGAGUCUUUUUACAGUGAAAUUUCUGCUCCAACGUAUCACAAUCGAUCGAAAAAAGCCAAGGCUAAAAAGACAGUUCAAGUUCGUCGCUCUGCUAGAUUGAACAAGGAUUCAACUUUACUUUAA
Messenger RNA from Oldenlandia corymbosa var. corymbosa, 930 nucleotides. The record is from the annotation of a GenBank genome assembly. NCBI's taxonomy places the organism in Eukaryota, Viridiplantae, Streptophyta, Magnoliopsida, Gentianales, Rubiaceae.